Alternaria burnsii is the source of this 1530-nucleotide messenger RNA. RefSeq lists its product as uncharacterized. The transcript is spliced from 4 exons. Gene Ontology annotation, molecular function: protein binding. Lineage: Eukaryota; Fungi; Ascomycota; Dothideomycetes; Pleosporales; Pleosporaceae. Bases 1 to 1530 code for a protein of 509 amino acids. The record is from RefSeq and is a predicted model, not a curated record.
AUGGAGCAAUUGCGAGUCAGCCAUAUGAUGUACGGCUUACUUGUCCAACAACAGAGCGCCCUGAAUCGUUUGGAGAAAAGUAGGGCAACGAACAGCAACGUCCUGGGGGUAACGGUGAUCAACCAAUCUAGUCCUUCGUUUAACCCAACCUUUGCUCAGGCCCAAAUAUUUGGGCCCAGAGCUUUGCGGAAGCAAUCAAAUCAGCUUGCAAAAAAUUCUACCAAGCUUUUACCAUGGACUGCACGAUUUAACCAGUGGGGCGUUUCCGGUCAAUUGACCAUGCUACCUAAAGAUGAGUCCACCAGUUAUCGAGCUAUCGUGCACGUCUCGGUACUUAGCAAGACAUAUUCCCUCCAAAUGAAAGUGGUUCUGCCAGGGUUUGCUUUUGAUCGAAUGUUAUACGUUCGCAACAUCGUUCCUAAGGAUUGCGCAAUGGUCAUCGCAUGCAAGACAGGCGAUUUCGAUUCAGUCCACCGACUACUAGAGCGCGGGGAAGCGCAAGGGAGUGAUAUUACACCUGGCGGUUGGCCGAUGCUCGAUUAUGCCAUCAAAAGUGGUUCUACACGGCUUGUUCGCCUACUCCUCGAGUAUGGAGCAACUCCCAACCUAGCAUACGGCGAACAUAACAUGACGGCGAUACAGUCUGCCUUUCUUCAUGGGCACCUGAAUAUAGGAAGGGUAUUGCUGAACCAAGGUGCAGACAUUGAGCACAUCGAUAGUGAUGGCUUUUCGAUCAUCUCGUACCUUUGGGUAGUCGACAAGCCUUUGGAGAAGUCAGCCGAAUUUAUGCGCUUUUGUCUCGCCAACGAUUUUGGUGAAGUCAACACAUGCGAUAGCCGGGGCUGGUCAGCAUUUCACCGAGCGGCCGCCAUCGGUACAUCGGAUGACGUUGAGACGUUCUUGAGACUUGGUGCAUCGCUUGAGCUGAGAACGCAAUGGUAUGGCUGGACGGCGCUCUUCUUCGCGGCAUCUCACGAUAACCUGGACACAUUCCAGACCAUCCUUCGAUACUCAGAGCCGGACGUGUACGAGUCUUUGGAUGGUGACGGGUGGACACUUCUCCAUUGCUGCAUUUACUUUGGGGCUCCACGAAUCAUGAGACUAUGCCUGCAAAAUGGUACGAACAUCAAUCAAUUGUCUCUCCCAUCACCACUGCCGGAAGACCCAGAACUCUCAUACAGAGAGCUGUCUCCAAGCGACAUUGCGCUUUACAUCGGGCCAAAUCGAUAUCGAAUGUUCAUGGAAGCCCUCGUCGAAACUGGUCGUCAUGCAGAUCUACAAGGUAUAGACGAGGAGAUGUUCUGGGAGGCAGCUCCUAACACUGGAGAGGCUGAGGUCCCUCGCUGGAUCUAUGGCGCCGAGGAUGUAGAUGACGAUCGAUGGACACUGCUACACUGGGCAUCAUAUAACGGCUCUUCCAAGGUGAAGAAGCUAUUGCUGCUCAAAGGCAUUGAUCCAGAGCACAUGGACGCCGUCACAUUGGAAGAGAAUCCAACCUUCUUACCCAAAAGCCCUUUUGAGAAUCGUUAG